Molecule: messenger RNA, 1086 nt
Organism: Myxocyprinus asiaticus (Chinese sucker)
Lineage: Eukaryota; Metazoa; Chordata; Actinopteri; Cypriniformes; Catostomidae
Gene: gstz1
Product: glutathione S-transferase zeta 1
Exons: 9
Coding region: 376-1038 (220 amino acids)
Biological process (GO): glutathione metabolic process; L-phenylalanine catabolic process
Cellular component (GO): cytoplasm; mitochondrion
Molecular function (GO): glutathione transferase activity; maleylacetoacetate isomerase activity
Source: RefSeq, a predicted model, not a curated record
AAACUGUUGUGUUGCAGCGUCGAUGAGUCUGAAUCGUUUUAGCGAAUCGGCUCGUUCGGAUGGUUCGUUUGCUUAAUGAACCUGUUCAAAAUAAAUCGAUUCACUUGAGUCAUCACACAAAACUGUUCUCUGCGUGGUAUUUUACGGUUCGUUUAUGUUAUAAACUCUAUCACUGAACAUUAUAGCCUAUAUAUUGUGUCGCAUGCUGUUUUGUUUAUUGUUCCAAAACGUUUGUUAACAAAAACAUUGUUUCAAACGAGUGACAAACGCCUUGCGAAUCGGUUUGACCGAGUCUUCAAAAGAACGAGUCGUUCGUGAUUCGGACCUUUCUACUGUACUCAUCUAAUUUCUUCUUGGGUACCCACAGUCACAGACAUGUGUGCCUCAGCUGCACGUUUUAUCAAGCCUGUUCUGCAUGGAUAUUUCAGAAGUUCUUGCUCUUGGAGAGUCAGGAUAGCAUUUGCAUUGAAAGGGAUCGAGUAUGAACAAGUACCAGUAAAUCUAAUCAAGGAUGGUGGGCAACAGCUCACAGAUCAGUUUAAAGCAUUAAAUCCAAUGCGGCAAGUACCUGCAGUCACCAUAGAUGGCAUCACCUUGUCUCAGUCGUUGGCCAUCAUUCAGUACAUUGAGGAAACUCGGCCAGGGACCCGCCUCCUGCCUGCAGACCCAAAGCAGCGUGCUCAGGUCCGCAUGAUCUGUGACAUCAUUUCCUCUGGGAUCCAGCCCCUUCAGAACCUGUAUGUGAUUAAGAAAAUUGGAGCAGAGAAGGUACAGUGGGCUCAACAUUUCAUCAACAGAGGAUUUGAAGCCCUUGAGCCGAUCCUAAAACAGACAGCAGGGACGUACUGUGUAGGUGAUGAGAUAUCCAUGGCAGAUAUUUGUCUUGUGCCCCAAGUCUACAAUGCUGAAAGGUUCAUGGUGGAUAUGACCCUGUUCCCUACUAUCAAAAGGUUAAAUCAGACCUUACUUGAGAUUGAGGCCUUCAAAGUGAGUCAUCCAUCUUGUCAGCCUGAUACCCCCGAUGACUUGCCAGCAUAAUUUUGUAAAGAUCCUUACUGAAAUUAAUAAAGCUCUUUGAUAAACAUU